AUGGAAUUGCCUUGUUACCACUAUGCUAUUGGUUCCUGCAAUGGAUUGACAUGUUUUAUCAAUUAUGUUGAGAAUAAGUUUUAUUUAUGGAAUCCAUCAACAACCCCAUCCUCUCAAAACCUAACUUCUUUUAGCUUUCCUUUUGAACAUGGAGAAUUAGUUUUCAGGUUCAGAUUCUCAUUUGUUUAUGAUAAUUUUACCAACAAGUAUAAGUUGGUGGCAUUCCUUUAUAAGAAGGUGAGAAUUUUCACUUUCGGAGACAAUGUUUGGAAGAAUAUUGAGUCUUUUUCGGUCUAUCCCUAUCAUUCCAAUGAUAACGAGGGUGUCUAUUUGAAUAAUAGUCUUAAUUGGUUUGUUUUUCUCAAUUACAAACCUUUUUAUAACAAGGAGGAUCUUAAGGUUGAGCAACUCAUGAUUAUCUCACUUGAUUUGGCAACGGAGACAUAUACACAGUUUCAGCUCCCUCGAGAGUUUGAUGAAUUCCCGUCUCUUGAACCAAUUCUUUGCAAGUUGAUGGACAGUCUAUGUUUGUCUCAUUAUACCAAGAAACAUAGUUUUGUUAUAUGGCAGAUGACGGAAUUUGGAGUUGAAAAGUCUUGGACUAAAUUCCUUAAAUUCGAUUAUCAUUCUCUACUUGGUUGCUCUAUAUUUGUUGUUUCUUUGUUGCCAUUACAUAUGUUCGAGAAUGGGGAUGUUCUGAUAUGGGAGAGAAAUGUUGGACAACUAAUUCGCUAUAAUAGGAGAGAUAACAGAGUAGUAAAGAAAACUACCUAUACUAAUAAUAACAUAUAUUUGUCCUAUGCAGUUCUUUAUGUUGAAAGUUUAGUUUCAAAUUUUUAAAAGUAAGU
Vicia villosa (hairy vetch) is the source of this 848-nucleotide messenger RNA. RefSeq names its product F-box/kelch-repeat protein At3g23880-like. The record is from RefSeq and is a predicted model, not a curated record. The coding region runs from base 1 to 840 and encodes 279 amino acids. Lineage: Eukaryota; Viridiplantae; Streptophyta; Magnoliopsida; Fabales; Fabaceae. The transcript has a single exon.